CUUUAUCUCGUCUAUCAGCUUUGAGCUCAGAUAGAAACUCGAACCAAAAUGAGCGCCGCCGAGCAGAUCCAGAGCCUCAUCACCUCCCUGGAGACAGACUUGGGCAUCGAUGCCAACGCCCCUAUCGGCAACGAUAAGAAGCCGCAGCAGCAAAAGGAGCAGAAGCCCAAGGCCAAGAAGGCAAAGGCUCCGAAGCCUGCUAAGGCCCCUGCCGCCGACCCGAACCAGCCGGAGAUUACCAAACUCGACAUCCGCGUGGGCAAGAUCGUCAAGGUCUGGAAGCACGAAACGGCUGAUAAACUCUACUGCGAAGAGAUCGACGUGGGCGAGGACGAGCCACGCCACAUCGCCAGUGGUCUUGUGUACCACUACUCGCUCGAGGAGAUGCAGGACCGCCGCGUUCUGGUGCUGUGCAACCUAAAGCCACGCAACCUCGUGGGCUUCCGCAGCCACGGAAUGGUCAUGUGCGCUGCUGUGCCUCUAGAAGACGGUAAGGAGAAGGUUGCCUUCGUCACGCCCCCCGAGGGCGCUAAGAUCGGCGAGCGCAUCACGUUCGAAGGUCUCACGGGUGAGCCUUUCUCGCCUGCUCAGGUGGAGAAGAAGAAGGUGCUGACUGUGCUUGGCGACGACAUGAAGACGGACGACAACGGCGUCGCUAAGUGGAAAGAGCACGUGUUCGGUACGUCAGCUGGCCCCUGCACGGCCCCUGUGAACAACGGCGUCAUUAGAUAAGAAUCAGGAUGGAGAGAAGAACUUUCUUACGAGACAGAGUAAAAGCUUCUUCUUUUUAUGCAGAUAGCGUCUAGUUGUAGUGGACAUGAUGGACAUGGAGAACCCCUUAAGCUAGUUGCGUUUACGCUUGGGUCGAGAGUUUGUAGACGCUUGGACUUUUUUAA
This is a messenger RNA of Phytophthora infestans T30-4, 896 nucleotides long. RefSeq lists its product as uncharacterized. The record is from RefSeq and is a predicted model, not a curated record. Bases 49 to 732 code for a protein of 227 amino acids. Gene Ontology annotation, molecular function: tRNA binding. NCBI's taxonomy places the organism in Eukaryota, Oomycota, Peronosporomycetes, Peronosporales, Peronosporaceae. The transcript has a single exon.